AGUUGUGUCGCUAUAACGGAUAAGUAAAGUGUAGCUCGACACAAUCGUAAUACUAAUAUUUUGUUCUGUUCCUUUCUUACAAAUGUAAAAAAUAAAUAAAAGAAAAUAAAAUAUAAAAUUGUUCAAUAAUAGGUUCUUUAUAAAAUCAAAACACAUUAAUAAAUCAUGGAAAAAAAUAUUAUAAAUUCAAGUGUUAGUUUAAAUCAAUCAACAGUAUUAACAUUGACGUCAAGUACCAAUUCAAUAAGAACAGUUGAUGAUAUUGUUAAUGAAACUCCAAUUACAAGUGAAACUGAGUGUGGAAUAUGGUGUUUUCGUGGUCAAUUUUUACAAAAAUUUGCAAAUAAAAAAGCAUAUGUUUUAUUAUACGGUUUAUUGGGUUGUAUUUUUUCAGCAAGUGCUGCUUAUUACAAUGGUACCAUAACAACUAUUGAAAAGAGAUUUAAAAUACCAUCAAAAACAAUUGGUUUCAUUGCAAUCGGUAAUCACGUAUCUCAACUAUUAGUGUCCGGUGUACUGUCAUAUUAUGCAAGUAAAGGACACAGGCCCCGAUGGAUAGCUGUUGGUAUUUAUAUCAAAGUUUUAUUCUGUUUAUUGGCAAUGUUGCCCCAUUUACUUUUCGGCCCAGGAAAUGAUGCUCUACAACUAACAAAAGAAUAUAGUGAAAAUCCAUCAAACUCAAUUCUGUCGAGCAUUGAAAUUAUUAAAAUGAAAGAACAAAAAUAUCUCUGUCAUUCUCAAGAUAACACAACGAGUCAAUGUGAAGAAUCGGCUGAAAAUUCAGCACCACAAAUAAUUCUUUUCAUGGCUAAAUUUUUAUCGGGCAUUGGUGGUUCAUUGUUGUUCACUCUCGGUGUAUCAUACAUGGAUGAUAAUAUUCAAAAAUCAAAGACACCUGCUCUGGUUAGUGUCACAUAUUUUAUUAGAAUGCUGGGUCCAGCUCUCGGUUAUGGUCUUGCGUCGUUUACCCUAAAUUUUUAUAUUUCUCCAACGUUAACACCGACAGUCAGUACCAAGGAUCCAAGGUGGUUGGGAGCCUGGUGGAUGGGUUGGAUAAUUUUUGCCGUGUGUUUAUUUAUUUUUGCAAGUAUAAUUGCACUUUUUCCAAAGACUCUCCCACGUGCAGCAGCAAGAAGAGUAUUAGCAAUUGAACUUAGUAAAUCAAGUAAUGAAAAAAUUUUUAAUUUAAAUGAUGACGAACCUGCAUCAGUAUCUGAUAUGAUUGUUACAUUCAAACGUUUGUUGUCAAAUAAAACUCUGAUGUGUAAUAAUUUAGCAGCAAUAUUUUUUUGUUUUGGAUACUCACCAUACUGGGUAUUUAUGCCAAAAUAUAUUGAGACACUUUAUAAACAAUCAGCAUCAGCAUCAGCACUCAUAACUGGUACCGUUGGUCUUGUAUUUAGUGCAUUUGGUUUGCUAUUGUCUGGAAUUGUUAUAUCAAAGUAUAAGCCUAAAGCGAGAUACUUGGCCGGUUGGAAUGUCAUAUCAAGUGGUAUCACUGUUAUUGGAAUAAUAUCAUUUGUUUAUGUUGGUUGUCCAACCAAUGAUGAACAAGUAAUGAACAUGCAAUUUGAUGAUUCUUUAGCAAAUCAAUUUAACUGUAAUAAUAAUUGUCACUGUGAUUACGUGACGUACAAUCCAGUUUGUUCUGAAAAUAAACAGACAUUUAUUUCGGCUUGUCAUGCUGGUUGUCAACAAAUUACGAUCGAUUCAAAUGGUACAAAAAAAUACACCGACUGUUUGUGUAUUCGAACAAGUGAUUUAUCAGAGACAAUCACACAUCCGGGUUUUACAAUACCGAAUAACUGGACUUCAAAUGCCGUUAAAAUAUUGUCAGAUAUUGGACAAGCUGUACCGGGUGCAUGUCCAGUUGAUUGUUCACACCGACUCUAUGUUUUUCUUGGCAUCAUAUGCAUUCUUAAAUUCAUUGGUGCAGCUGGAAGAGCAACAAAUUUUCUUGUGUCAGUUAGAUGUGUCGAUGAAAAAGAUAAGGCUGUAGCCAUGGGUUUUGGAAUGAUGAUUAUGAGUCUUUUUGCGCUUAUACCUGCACCUAUUCUUUUUGGUUUUAUUUUUGAUAAAACCUGUCUUGUGUGGGGUAAAACGUGUACUGGCACAAGUAAUUGUUGGAUGUAUGAUAGUUUUUCAUUGAGAUAUAUACUUAAUUUUACUGCGGCAGGUUUUAUUACAAUGGGCAUGAUUCUUGAUAUUGGAGUUUGGUAUUUUGUUAAAGAUGUAAAAAUUUUUGACGAUGAAAUUGUUUUAAAAGACAUGAAUGAUGAGCCAAUAAAAGAAAAACAAUAAUUAAAUUAUUAUUUAAGUAAGCAGAGUAAAAAAAAAUGACUAUAAAUUAUGUUUUUCUUUCACUUGUAUAUAAGUAUAUUUUUUUUUUCUAAAUUUAAAAAAAAAAAAAAAUUUAUAAUAUACAGUGUUGUAUAUUUGAACAGCAGUCUUUAGAAAUAUAGAAUAUGCACCACGUAUACAUGUCAAAUCAAUAAUUAAUUUAUUAAUGAAUAAUGAAAAAAUAUUUUAUCGACACCAAAAAAAUUAAUUAAAUUAAAAAAAAAAAACAAAAACAAAAGAUUCAAAUAAUUUCAAAGAUAAAAUAUAAAAAAUAGAACAAAGUUGUCAUUAAUAUAGACGAUGAAAAGUUUAUCAUUCAGCUGGGAGCGUGGCGUCUCCUGUAAUCCGGCUACCCGGAAGCUAGUUAUUGUGGAGGAUCUGAGGUCGGGGGUUACUCCGGGUUUGUGGUCCACGUUGACUGGACGUCCGCACUAAGCUCGCCAUCAAUAUGGGCACCCUGGAGGAGUCCGGGGUGGCCAGGUUAGCUAAGGAGGGGCGAACCGGGCCAGAGGGGAAACCCCGCAGCCAAAAGUUCCCGUGGUGUGCAGUAGUAGGAUCGCGUCUCAGGAGUGGAAAACUUACUCGGAGCCUGGUCAAUAUGAUUCGACCAACAACUUUUUUUUUAUUUUUGUUUACAUUUUCAUAUUCUAUAAUUUUUUUUGAUAUUUUUAAUGCUAACUUUAUAGUUUUUGCGUAUUGUUUAUGUGUCACAAUUUUUUACAUUAUUAUUACUAUCAAUAGUUAUUAUAUUUCAGAAGAUAAUAAAUGAAAUCAACUUUACCAUCAAUAGAUACAAAUUUCAACAUUGCAACUAUUGAAGCUUAAACUCAGAUGACCACAACUGAAAUGCCCCAAAAAAAAAUACUUUUUUCUUGACAAAUAUUUAAAAUUAUAGUUUAUUUCAUUUUUUUAAAAAUUAAUAAUGGUUAACAAAUUAGCAUAUAUUUAUUUUACCUGCAGACACUUAAUAAAGCGAAUGUGUUACCAUAUGAUAACGUACCGAUUAAUUGAUACGUGGGCAUUUGAGCUGUAUCAAGCUUAUCUUUUAUAUAAUCGUAAAAAUUAAUAACAAUAUUGAUAAAAAACAUAAAAAUAUUGAAAGUAUUAACAUAUGAUGCAUAUUUAUUUUUUAGGACAGUUUAA
Molecule: messenger RNA, 3483 nt
Organism: Aphidius gifuensis
Lineage: Eukaryota; Metazoa; Arthropoda; Insecta; Hymenoptera; Braconidae
Product: solute carrier organic anion transporter family member 74D-like
Exons: 8
Coding region: 166-2301 (711 amino acids)
Biological process (GO): transmembrane transport; sodium-independent organic anion transport
Cellular component (GO): membrane
Molecular function (GO): protein binding
Source: RefSeq, a predicted model, not a curated record